UUAACCCCGUCAAUAUGUAUUUACUUCUGAUUUUUCUUAUUUAAUUGAUAAUGAAUAUUAAACAAGAAGAUCAAAAGUAACUUGACCUUCUCGGGAACUUUAACAAUAAUGCAUUUUUUUAUUUUUUAACUUUGCUCCCCUAUUUCUUGGGAAAAUGUCCAGGAAAAGAUGUGACAUUAAUUUGAAAGACAUAGAAGAUGAGAAAAGGCUUGUAGAAGUAACUAAACUAGGAAAUUACGAAGAAGUAGAUAGGCUUUUACAAUGUGGUGUUUCUCCAGAUACGACAGAGUACAACCGACAACUGUUCUACCAAUCUGAAAAUUACAUGACUCCACUUCAUUUUGCAACAGCAAGAGGUUUUCCAGAACUUUUAAAAUUGUUUAUCAGCAAAGGAGCUAAUGUGAAUGCUAAAGAUAGAUUUGAUGUGACACCACUACAUACUGCAGCAGAGCUGGGGCAUGAAGAAUGCCUGGCAUUGUUACUGAAAGGAGGUGCAGAUUGUAACAUUAGUACAAAAUACUCUAAACAUGGUUCAUAUACAGCUGUUCCACACCCUGGAGGAACAACACCACUACAUCUAGCGUCAGCAAAUAAUCAUGUAAGUUGUGUCAAGUUACUGAUCUGGAAUGGAGCAGACUACAAUGCUGUGGAUGAGCGUUGUAGAACCAGUUUGUAUUUAGCCGCACAGCAAGGAUUAGCCCAGUGUGUUCAUGCUCAUCUAGAUAAUGCUAUAUGGAAAGAUAUUCUGUCCCUUCCAGAGAAACAUACAGGAGAUACCCCUCUUCAUGAAUGUGUGCGCAAAAAUCUUCUGGACUGUAUAGUGAAACUGUUAGAAAGAGGAUCAGAUGUAAAUCAUCUCAAUCAUGCAGGCUUCUCUCCGCUACAUCUAGCCAUCUGUGCUGGGGAAAACUUCAACAUAGAAAUAGUGAAAUCUCUCAUUGUGAAAGGCUACAACACAAAUGUGAAUCUCCCAGAAACCUCGAAUUGUUUUACGCCACUACAUUAUGUGUGCUUCAAUGAUGCACAACAUCAAGAAAGACGGCCUGAUGUGGCGGUGUUACUUCUAGCAUACGGUGCUAACUAUAACAUACGAAACAAACAUGGUGACAGUGUCCUUGUUAGUGAACUCCGAGGUCGCCAUAGGGAUACAACAAUACUCAGUGCAAUAGCUAAAUGUAUGACUCACCUACCAAGUCUUGAUGCCCUCGGGCUCGGGGCAUUUCAUGCUAACCAAAAUCCAUUAAUGAUGCCCCCGCCCCUACAUUCUCCACCCCCUGUACACCUUAUACGUCAGGAUCAUCAAGACAUAAGACAGCAUCAAAUAAACAUGGCAAGAUUGUGGUCAGAAAACCAGCAAGCAAAGUUCGCUUGGUACAAAGAAAUGUUAAAAGGACCACGGAGUUUGCAGCAUUACUGCAGAUGUGUUAUAAGGAACAGUAUGGGCCCAAAGAGACUUCGAAAAAUUGAUGUGUUACCAUUACCUACUACUAUGAAAGAAUUUUUAUUAUUAGAACACGAAGAAUUUCGAUGAAUUCCAUACAUGUGUCAAGACAAGUUGUUAUAGUUAUGUGUAAAUGUUAAGAUUUUAUGCCAUGAAAAAGGCAAAUGUUACAGAAAAAUAGCAAUAAUCAUGGGGUUUGAUUUUUCAUUUUUAUGUUAUUAACAUUUGCAAAUUUUUUUUUUUGCAUAAAUGUUUAGAAAAUUCUAGAUAAACAAGU
Ruditapes philippinarum (Manila clam) is the source of this 1718-nucleotide messenger RNA. RefSeq names its product ankyrin repeat, PH and SEC7 domain containing protein secG-like. The transcript is spliced from 5 exons. The coding region runs from base 155 to 1531 and encodes 458 amino acids. The record is from RefSeq and is a predicted model, not a curated record. Lineage: Eukaryota; Metazoa; Mollusca; Bivalvia; Venerida; Veneridae. Gene Ontology annotation, molecular function: protein binding. Gene Ontology annotation, biological process: intracellular signal transduction.